Symbiodinium natans is the source of this 1125-nucleotide messenger RNA. The record is from the annotation of a GenBank genome assembly. NCBI's taxonomy places the organism in Eukaryota, Dinophyceae, Suessiales, Symbiodiniaceae.
AUGUCGGAGGCUCCUGGUCCAAGCCCUGCAGUCGUCCGGCGCCGAUGGAUUGCGGAGUUCAGCCCACCUCCCACCACGCAGCUGCCCUUGGAGGACUUGGUGGAUGAUGCCACUCUGCGUUGCUGUCGCCGCCUGACGGCAGGGGUGGGAAGCCUGCUGCCCCAGGGGCAGAUUGGAGAGUUCUUCACCCUGGACCAGUUCCAUGGCUCUUUCAAGCCUUUGCUCAAGCAUUGGAGUGCCCCGAGCGGCUUCUGCGGGGCCUUGGCUGUGGCUGGCACGGAGCUGCUCUUCGAGACCCUUGUGUCCGGGCCCCUGGCGGUGGCAGGGGUGCCCCACACACCGGACAUCAUGGCCGACCUUGCCUCGGCGCCCCUCUGCUCCCUCGACUUAAUGCGGCCGCGAGUUGAGUCCAUCAUGCAGCAGAUCCACAGCUGCCGCACAGGAUACAUGAAAGAUCACUCUUCGCAGUUUGAUGAGCCGGGCGUCCAAAAGCAAUACCUGGGAGCCUGGUAUGCGAACUACGAGCUCUCCGACGUUCUCAGGGACUACUGCGCACAGCAGCGAGCAAAAGGAGUGUCUGAUGCUUUCCUUGACCAGAUCGUGUUCUUGCGGGAGAAUCAGUGGCCGGCAUAUGGCGAUGCCACGCACGAGGAGCGGGAACGGCUACCCGAGGAGCAGCGCUUCGGUGGUCGGAAGGUGGCCACCGAGAGUGGGAGUGAGGGGAUCCACUUCGACCCAGCACAGGGUGAUCGCUCCGUUAUCAUCGAAGUGCCCAACAGACGCCUGCUGCUGCGUGCAGAUGAGUGGGAGGCAGGACAUGCGGCCACCAUCGGAUUUCCACGGAUUGCCUGUAUAGAUGUGGGUAACCACUUCACAUGCGCCGUGUUCUUUGAAGCACCUGCUGGAGAGGAGGGCGUGUUGCCCUCAACGCUGCACUUCAACACCACGAAGAGCAAGUACAGCACCCGCCACAUGCUACAGAUUGCCCACUUCCUCUUUGCAAUGCGAGCUCGAGUCGAACCGAGCCUUGCGCCAGAGCCGCCCGAGACUCCUGCACCAGAACCGCUGACCCGGGAAGCCUUCGUUAUUUACCUUGAGGAGGAGGAUUCACCGCUUCAGAAGUAG